Molecule: messenger RNA, 1084 nt
Organism: Sebastes umbrosus (honeycomb rockfish)
Lineage: Eukaryota; Metazoa; Chordata; Actinopteri; Perciformes; Sebastidae
Product: protein TsetseEP-like
Exons: 7
Coding region: 146-1084 (312 amino acids)
Source: RefSeq, a predicted model, not a curated record
ACAGAACUCCCCUGAUGGAGAACAGAGGUACUGUAACAGAACCUCUCUGAUGGAGCUGUAGCGUCCUCUGCUGGUGAGAGAUCACGUGUGUGACCGGAAUUACGUCACACAGGUGGGUGUGUCGCGUCUUGUGAUCUCUGAGGUGAUGAAACAGUUUCUCUUCUUCUCUCCGGUUAACAGAAGAACUUCUCUCCGGUUGUUCCUCUCCAACGUGCCGGUGUUCUCCCGGUAUGUGAGGUCAGCUGGAUGUCAUAGAAACGAGAUUAACGGCCGAACCUUACCUGGAUACACAGCAGGAGACAUGAGACCUCCAGUUCUACUGCUGGCGACGAUCUAUCAAAGACCAGACCUCCCUGAUCCUGGACCUGGAUGGGGACCUGGACCUGAUCCUGAUCCUGAUCCUGAUCCUGAUCCUGAUCCUGAUCCUGAUCCUGAUCCUGAUCCUGGACCCGGAGCCAGCUGUGUGUCCUUAAAGAGCAACCAGUCAAAGGGGGAACCUCUGGCGUUUAAAGAUGGAUUCUUCAGUCCUGAACCGAGGAUCCAUCAGAAACCAGAGCUACCUGGACCUGGACCUGGACCUGGACCUGGACCCAGCUGUGUGUCCUUAAAGAGCAACCAGUCAAAGGGGGAACCUCUGGCGUUUAAAGAUGGAUUCUUCAGUCCUGAACCGAGGAUCCAUCAGAGACCAGAGCUACCUGAACCUGAACCUGAACCUGGACCUGGACCUGGACCUGGACCUGGACCUGGAUCUGGACCCAGCUGUGUGUCCUUAAAGAGCAACCAGUCAAAGGGGGAACCUCUGGCGUUUAAAGAUGGCCGCCCCUCAGUCACGCCGAGACUGGACCAGGACCAGGACCAGGAGAGCUCAGAGGGUCCCAGAGGUCCGCCUGCCCAGCAGCAUCAGUCACAUCUGGACUCUGUUAUUAUGGUCUGUACAUACUUUCACACCUGUUCUGUUCACACUCCCCUCCAUCCUGAACCCCUCAGACCAGAUCAGAGUCUGGUGGAGCUGCUCAGAGCUCAGCAGUCUAGUGAUGAAGAGGCCUCAGCUUCUAUUCCUCACCUCAAAGAGCCCAUAGAAUAA